Ambispora gerdemannii is the source of this 399-nucleotide messenger RNA. Lineage: Eukaryota; Fungi; Glomeromycota; Glomeromycetes; Archaeosporales; Ambisporaceae. The record is from the annotation of a GenBank genome assembly.
AUGUUUAUAGUUCAGUCAAUACCAAGAAAUCUUAAAAACAUUAUCAAAAAUCAAAUCAACGUGCAAAAUGAGUUGCAAUGGAUAAUUCAUUCUGGCUGUAAUAGCAAAAAUAUUUGCUUUUCUCCGCCGGGGAUUACAGCUGCAAAAUUGGAUCGAAGAACUCUUCCUUUUGACCUUAAGCUUAGAUGGCUCGAAAGCUAUUCAUUUGCACAAUUAGAUGUAGAAAAUGCCAUCUCUAAUCAAACCGAUGAAACAUUAGAUUUAUUGGCACGUGGGCCUACACCUAGAUUCAAAUAUCUUAUAAUACUUGAUGUUCUGGACAGGCUUGAUCAUAAUGGGUCUAUUAUCAAUUUCUUGGAAGCGACACCAACAUUUAAAAUGUCUCGCAUCCCAACCUAA